Molecule: messenger RNA, 1026 nt
Organism: Gadus macrocephalus (Pacific cod)
Lineage: Eukaryota; Metazoa; Chordata; Actinopteri; Gadiformes; Gadidae
Gene: aqp12
Product: aquaporin 12
Exons: 3
Coding region: 77-925 (282 amino acids)
Biological process (GO): transmembrane transport
Cellular component (GO): membrane; cytoplasm
Molecular function (GO): channel activity
Source: RefSeq, a predicted model, not a curated record
UGCCACGUUGUCACACACACACACACACACUACUACCCUAGGUGUUGUGUCAAGGAGCAGCAAUCUACCCUUCAACAUGUCUGGACUCAAUGCAUCCCUUGGCUACUUUAUUGCCAUUGUGGCCUUCGGUAUCUCAAGCCGAGUACUUCUGAGGCGGCGUCCGCGUCUCGACUUCCUGCUGGAGUUGGCGGCCUCAUUUGUGCUGGCCGCAUGCUUGCUGGAGAUGCAGACCAUCGUGGAGGUGGGCCAGUGGGCCGGGGGUCUUGGUCCUGACGUGUGUGUCACAAUACUGUUCGUGGUGCUGUUGACCCAUGGCGUGGCGUGCGGUAACGCCUCCGGCAACCCCACACUGACGCUUGUGAGAUUCCUGACUCUGGAGGAGACCCCCAUUCCGACCCUGCUUGCCGUGGCGGGGCAGUUCCUGGGAGCACACGUGGCCCUGCUGGCGGCCCUGCACUACUGGGGCCUGGAGCUCACGGACAUGCACAUGAUCAAAAACCUGAUGGCGAGCUCGUGCAGCACGUCGCUGCGGGUGUCUGUGCUACAUGGGUUCUUCACCGAGUGUGUGUGUGCGCUCGUGUUCCACCUGGUGCACCUGAGCAUGCGCCGCCGGUCCGCUAUGAUACGGAUCCCACUUGUUGCAGUACUCCUGACCUUCCUGUCCCAUACAGCCAGUGAUUAUACCUCCGCCUACAUGAACCCUUCGCUGGCCUAUAGCCUAACCUUCAACUGCCCUGGGUUCACCUUGACGGAAUAUGCAAUAGUCUACUGGCUAGGACCACUCACAGGCAUGAGCAUGGCUCUUUUUCUGUACAUUGGCCACAUUCCAAGAGUCUUCUCCAAGAAUUUAUUAUACUCUCAGAAAACAAGAUUCAGAGUGCCCAAGGGCAAUACAUCAGGUGAAGGAGACAAAAAGAAAAAGUGAAUGAAGCUUGCCUUUUAUUUUUUUAACCAUUAAAUAUCAAAUGAGUCUUGCUUCUUGGACAAGUUGAUCUAUUCAUGAAUAAAAAGUGAAAAUGAAACACA